AUGGCAGAAGGAGCAGAUGGAAGCAAGAAAAAGAAAAUAAUAAUUGUAGCAGGCAUAGUCGCUGCUUUGAUAGUGGCAGGUGGUGUAAUAUUCUUUAUAUGUAAGGGUAAAGCCGGAGAUCCUUCAAACGAAAAUUCUCCAUCGGGUGAACCGACCUCUAAACAAGGGAACUAAACGGAAAAUGAAAUUCUAGCUAAAUAAAGUGUACUACAAUAUAACUUUUAGGCCAUCUAGUUUACUUAAGAAAUUCAAUUAUUUAUCCGGCUAUAUAAAUAGACAGUCACCCCCCUGAUUAAAUUAUAGCCCAGGCCGCUUGCAGUCUAUUCCCUC
Molecule: messenger RNA, 330 nt
Organism: Nematocida parisii ERTm1
Lineage: Eukaryota; Fungi; Microsporidia
Exons: 1
Coding region: 1-174 (57 amino acids)
Source: RefSeq, a predicted model, not a curated record